ACGUGACGUGGAUGCCCAUUGUUCGAGCAACAGGAUUAGCUGAAAUGUUAGACUUUGUGGUGAUAUUCACAAAGGGCGGCGUAGUACUUUGGAACUCACAAACCUCUGGAAUCAACUUCUCGUCAUGCAUAAACAGCCUCAUACGUGGCGUGAUUCUGGAGGAGCGAAACACAGACUCCAAAUACUUUGAGGAGGAUCAACUGGCGGUGCAGUUUAAGCUGGACAAUGAGCUGGAUCUGGUAUAUGCGGCUGUCUUUCAGAAGGUCAUCAAACUCAGUUACUUGGAUGCCUUUCUUGCCGACAUGCAGUUCGCCUUUAAGGAGAAGUUCGGCGGUACACCGACCCUGGAGCGCCUGGGCAGUGAAUACGAUUUUGAAGGCGAGUUCCGUAGCGUGCUCACCGCGGCCGAAGAAGCAUCCUCGAAACAGGUGAAGGCCCCCAAGGCUAUGCGCUCCUACAAUGAGUCGCAAAAAUCGAAGAAAACCGUCGCAUCCAUGAUACAGGAUGACAAAAAGCCUGUCGAGAAGCGUGUCAACAUACAGGAGAGCCCGACGCAGCCCAAAUCUCGGCCCUCAUCAUCACCACUCACAACGGACGACAUUAUACAAGAAAACCGUCGAAAGUUGCGCGAAAAACUUACGCCCACCAAGAAGUCGGCCGAUACAAAGUUAAGCGUUCCUGUCAAGCAGGGAGCCACCGAGAAGGCCGGAAAGAAGCCAAGAGUAUGGGAUCUUGGCGGCAACUCCAAAGAUGCCGUCCUUCUCGAUCGUUCAAAGGACUCGCCCGAGGAUGUUCAGUACCAGAGCGUCAACAACGAGCUGGUGGGUACCAUGCAUGGCGUGAUCCCAGACCUGGAUGUGGAGGACGAGGAAGAUGUAGAUAGUGCGGAGGACUCUAGCGAGGAGGACGAUAUGAACAGCCAUUCACUAGCGCCAAAGAAGGACAGGCGCGGAGGUGGUUUGCUGUCCUAUUUCAGGGGAAUCGUUGGCGGAAAGACCAUAGUGCUGGCCGAUCUGAAACCGGCGCUGGAGAAGAUGCGCGAUCAUUUGAUAUCGAAGAACGUGGCCUCCGAGAUAGCGGUCAAGCUGUGCGAGUCAGUGGCCACCAGCCUCGAGGGCAAGCAGAUGGGGACCUUCGACAGCAUUGCCAGCCUGGUGAGAGAGGCACUGACGCAGUCGCUUGUCCGCAUUCUGUCGCCCAAGCGGCGAAUCGACAUCAUACGGGAUGCCCUGGAGUCCAAUCGUGGCGGCAAGCCGUACACAAUCAUCUUCUGCGGGGUGAACGGUGUGGGCAAGUCGACGAAUCUAGCUAAGAUCUGCUUCUGGCUGAUUGAGAAUGACUUUAACGUGCUAAUUGCUGCCUGCGACACCUUCCGCGCCGGAGCCGUCGAGCAACUGCGCACCCACACACGCCAUCUGAAUGCCCUGCAUCCGGCGGCCAACCACAACAACCGCACUAUGGUCCAACUGUAUGAGAAGGGUUACGGCAAGGACGCCGCCGGCAUUGCCUUGGAGGCCAUCAAGUUUGCGCACGACACAAAGGUGGACGUAGUCCUGGUGGACACAGCUGGGCGCAUGCAGGACAACGAGCCCCUCAUGCGCUCCCUCUCCAAGCUGAUCAAGGUGAAUAAUCCUGAUUUGGUGCUCUUCGUGGGCGAGGCUCUCGUUGGCAAUGAAGCUGUCGAUCAGCUGGUCAAGUUUAACCAGUCCCUCGCCGACUACUCCUCUAACGAAACACCUCACAUAAUCGACGGGAUUGUUCUCACAAAAUUCGACACCAUCGACGACAAAGUGGGCGCCGCCAUUUCCAUGACGUACAUCACUGGUCAGCCCAUCGUCUUUGUCGGCACCGGCCAGACCUAUGCGGACCUUAAAGCCAUCAAUGUGAAUGCCGUCGUCAACUCGUUAAUGAAGUAAAUUAAAUGAAUCAAUGGCAGAAUGAAACCGCACCGUACCUAUGUGAAGCAAUCUAUCUGAUUGAAAGAUCUGCUUUCUAAAUGUCCACCUACCUACAUACUGUUGCUCUGCUCUGCUUAGUUAUUCUUUAUCUGUAUCACUUUGUUUAGACCACUUUAAAUAAAAGUCCUGCGUCCUUAUCCAUGUUGUAUAAA
Messenger RNA from Drosophila subobscura, 2110 nucleotides. RefSeq names its product signal recognition particle receptor subunit alpha homolog (gene SrpRalpha). The record is from RefSeq and is a predicted model, not a curated record. Gene Ontology annotation, molecular function: ATP hydrolysis activity; GTP binding; GTPase activity. The coding region runs from base 12 to 1916 and encodes 634 amino acids. The transcript has 3 exons. Gene Ontology annotation, cellular component: signal recognition particle receptor complex; endoplasmic reticulum membrane. NCBI's taxonomy places the organism in Eukaryota, Metazoa, Arthropoda, Insecta, Diptera, Drosophilidae. Gene Ontology annotation, biological process: SRP-dependent cotranslational protein targeting to membrane.